UCAGAGUUACAGCAACCACCAAAAAGCACAUUGGCAUUAUCACAUCAUCCACUCCACUCGCUGAAUGCAAGCUGCUAUUGCAGCCAUGGCAGCCCACACUCUCCUCUCUGCCUCUCCAUUUUCUUACACUCUUCUCUCCACAUUCCCCUCACACUCUUCUCCUCCUCUUCACUCUUCUUUUCACGGCGUCUCUCUCAAACUCCCUCUUCGUUCAAGCUUGACUCUCUCCGCCGUCGCUCCCAAGCCCCUCACUGUUGUCGCCGCCACCAAGAAAGCCGUCGCUGUUCUCAAGGGAAAUUCUAAUGUUGAAGGGGUUGUCACUUUGACUCAAGAAAAUGAUGGUCCUACGACUGUGAAGGUUCGUAUUACAGGGCUUACUCCUGGACCUCAUGGUUUCCAUCUUCAUGAGUAUGGUGAUACAACAAAUGGAUGCAUGUCAACAGGAGCACAUUUCAAUCCUAACAAUAUGACUCAUGGUGCUCCUGAGGAUGAAAUCCGUCAUGCGGGUGACCUGGGAAACAUAAUUGCUGGUGCCGAUGGCGUGGCAGAAGCAACAAUAGUAGACAGUCUGAUACCAUUGAGUGGUCCUAAUGCUGUAAUUGGAAGAGCCCUUGUGGUUCAUGAGCUAGAGGAUGACCUUGGAAAAGGUGGGCAUGAACUUAGUCUAACCACUGGCAAUGCAGGCGGAAGACUAGCAUGUGGUGUUGUUGGCCUGACUCCACUGUAAGGUUAACACCAGAUUGAACCAAGUAUGGUCUGCACAAAUGGCUGCUUGCUCUUGCCAGAUUCUCUUAUAGAGCCCGAUGUUAUUAUGAAACCGAGACAGUGUAACAUAAAAGUGUGGAGACAGCAGUGUUAAUAAAUAAUGUUUGCAGGCAUUGAUCUUGUUUAUUUGUAUCCCCGACAAAAUAAAGUUGGCGUUAUCUGUGCAUGUCUUAAGGAUGUCAUGAACUUUUUGGGUUUUAAAUUAAUGGAAGAUGGGUUGAUGUAGUGUAAUACGUUGGUCUUAUUUUGGCUAAAA
Molecule: messenger RNA, 1021 nt
Organism: Pistacia vera
Lineage: Eukaryota; Viridiplantae; Streptophyta; Magnoliopsida; Sapindales; Anacardiaceae
Product: superoxide dismutase [Cu-Zn], chloroplastic
Exons: 8
Coding region: 65-727 (220 amino acids)
Biological process (GO): removal of superoxide radicals
Molecular function (GO): superoxide dismutase activity; copper ion binding
Source: RefSeq, a predicted model, not a curated record